UUAUUCAUUUUAUUUUAUUCAGCAAUUUUAACAGCCUGAUGUGAUGCAAUAUUGGCUGCUUAUUUUUGCAGAAAGUAUUUCCCACCUGAACAGAGGACAGUAGAAGAGGUUGCACUCUCCACAGCAGAUCUUGCUUCUAACACAAAUGGCCUCCUCAGGAAGUAAAGUGUGCUCAAGGCCCCAUACAAUCUUUGACCAGCCCUGGUGUUCAGAAUGAUGUGCAGUGUUAGUUUUGCAAGAUGGCAAGGAAGUUCAGUUUUGCUCAUAUUUGACCAGCACUCUUUGGUCCACAUAUUGGGGCCUUUAUACCUUGCAGCACACUCUAAUCAGGUCUUCUUAUAGAUUUUCUUUUUGCUGGUUCUCUUUGGCAGAUUUGGAGAUUAGUUCGAAUCUGACCUGUUUCAGAUGAUGGAUGUUCACAUGCCGAGUGAGAAGUUGCUUGAGAUAAUCCUUUACAAUAUAUUCCUACUUUAGAUGUUUCAGAUGCUUCAUUAUUAAUCUGCAUUUUAUUCACUAAUGUUCCCUAACAAACCUCUGAUACCUUCACAGAAUAGUAUGGAAACAGACUGAUUAGGUGUCUGGAGUGACAGAUUAAAAGUGUCUGAACACAAACACACUACAUGCUACACUUUUACAUUUUAAUCAGUAAACGUAGAUCAUUUCCUGAACUGUUCAGUUAUUUUGUAUUGAUUAAUGACAUAAAACCCAAGUGAAAUACAAUAAAGUUUGUGGUUGUAACGUGACAAAAUUGUGGAAAAGUUCAAGGGAUAAAACGCUUGUGUAAGGCACUGCAUGGGCAUGAAAGUGCUCUUUAAGUUCAUACCGUUACAUCUUUAGUGCAUUCAUGUACCACCUUAUAAUUUAAUUUAUAAGGAGAAAUCUGCAAAUCUAAACCUAAUUCAAAGGUUGGUUGGUUGGAUGCUGAAAGGUUAAUCCCUGAGGGAGAUCGUUUCAUGUACCAUUUCUAAUUAGUUACAGAAGUUGGAUGUUGGUCAGGAGUGCCUGCCACUGUGAAACCAGUCAUCAUAAUCUUAACUUUGAACCCCCUCUGGCCCUCCCCCUCAAAAAACCUGGAAAAUAAAAAGUAUCAUGAGGCUCGUGAGUCUUUAAGGGAAUGAGUGUUGUAAAAUAUCAUAUUUUAACCGGAACAAAUCAGUUGGAAAUACGCCUAAUGCAUUUUGUGUCAAGUGAUGCCAGAUGCAGAAAAUGUCCUGCAUGUUUAACCUCACGAUUCAAAGGGGGAGGGGGAGAGGGCUCUGUGAUGACCCUGCUGCUGGUUUUGACGUAGGAGCCGCAGACCUGGUGAAUGGUCAGCUGUGUCCGCUCCUGGCAGGCUUUAUAAAAGCAGAGCGCACCGAGAGCGCUCAAGCAGCCCAGUCGGGUCACCUCAGCUUCUACUCUUCUUCUGCUGCUCUUUAUUCUGCUUUUUCUUCUUGAUUUCCAAAAAAGAAAAAAAAUAUAUAUAUAUAUAUAUUUUUUUAAAAUCAAAACCAACAUGAAUUCUCACUGCAACGGGAAAGUCGGGGAAACCGCGGUGGAGGAGUUCCACUGCAACAAUGGCUUCAGCGACCUCAUCAUCGACACCAAGAAGUCCGCCGUGGUCCACCGCAAGCAUGAGACGUCCCGCAAGGAGGCCGAGGACGAGUCCCGCUUACCCGCGCUGGAGGCCGCCUACACCAGCAUCCUGCGGAACCUGGGAGAGGACACGGACCGGGAUGGUCUGUUGCGCACGCCGCUGCGCGCCGCCAAGGCCAUCCAGUUCCUCACCAAGGGCUACCAUGAGACCAUCGAUGACAUCCUGAACAACGCCAUAUUUGACGAGGACCACGAUGAGAUGGUGAUUGUGAAGGACAUAGAUGUGUUUUCCCUGUGCGAACAUCAUUUGGUACCAUUUUUUGGAAAGGUUCACAUUGGCUACAUCCCAAACAAAAAAGUGGUAGGACUCAGCAAGCUGGCAAGGAUUGUGGAGAUCUUCAGCCGCCGACUUCAGGUUCAAGAGCGUCUGACGAAGCAGAUCGCUAUGGGAAUAUGUGAAGCGCUGCAGCCGAAAGGUGUGGCUGUAGUUGUAGAAGCAGCUCACAUGUGCAUGGUGAUGCGCGGUGUCCAGAAGAUGAACAGCCGCACGGUGACGAGCACCAUGCUGGGAGUUUACCUCGAGGACCCCAAGACCCGGGAGGAGUUCUUGGCUCUGGCGAUGCGCGCCUAACGGACCUCAAGCCACUCUAAAUUCCCCAGCCACUGCAGUGGAUGGAAAGACAUGGAUUCACUGUGGGUUCUGCUUGUGACACCAGAUGGGAAAGAGACAUGAAGUUGCUGUAUGACCUCCAGCCUGUUGAGUUAACCUCAAAACACUGAAGCCUGAGAGAUUUACGUUGAAAUCACUGUGAACCCAACAAGCAUAUUCUUAGUGCCUUUAUUACUUAUUAUACAGUCUUGCACGGCAAUAUUGCUAUGAAAUAUGUAACCUGAGUACUGUAACAUGGCAACUUAAGAUACGUAACAGUUAGUAUUUGUCUUAUUUUUUUUCUUCUUUCCGAUGGGAAUUUCAUUGGUGCUUUUCCAAAGUGUUAUUUACGUAAUCCAAACUUAUUUGUCAUUUGUAUACAUUUUUAAAACCUUUGAAUUUUAGUGACAUUUUGCGAUAUGAAUCAAAUAUCUAAAGAUGAAAGAGUCCAGCCAAUCGAUGUAAAUCUGUGAUCAAAGAUAAUAUUGUCAUCUGAAAUAAAGCUUUCUAAACAUUAA
Poecilia latipinna (sailfin molly) is the source of this 2742-nucleotide messenger RNA. It is a transcript of the gene gch2, whose product is annotated as GTP cyclohydrolase 2. Gene Ontology annotation, cellular component: cytoplasm. Gene Ontology annotation, molecular function: GTP cyclohydrolase I activity; GTP binding; zinc ion binding. The record is from RefSeq and is a predicted model, not a curated record. Gene Ontology annotation, biological process: tetrahydrofolate biosynthetic process; tetrahydrobiopterin biosynthetic process. Lineage: Eukaryota; Metazoa; Chordata; Actinopteri; Cyprinodontiformes; Poeciliidae. The transcript is spliced from 6 exons. Bases 1496 to 2206 code for a protein of 236 amino acids.